Pygoscelis adeliae (Adelie penguin) is the source of this 513-nucleotide messenger RNA. It is a transcript of the gene MORN4, whose product is annotated as MORN repeat containing 4. The transcript is spliced from 4 exons. Lineage: Eukaryota; Metazoa; Chordata; Aves; Sphenisciformes; Spheniscidae. The record is from RefSeq and is a predicted model, not a curated record. Bases 19 to 459 code for a protein of 146 amino acids.
CUGCCGGAGGCUGUCACCAUGACCCUCACCAAAGGCUCCUUCACCUACUCCAACGGGGAGGAGUACCGUGGCGAGUGGAAGGAAGGUCGCAGGCAUGGCGUUGGGCAGCUGACAUUUGCCGACGGCACCGCUUACGUGGGGCACUUCGAGAAUGGGCUCUUCCACGGCUGCGGCAUGCUCACCUUCCCCGACGGCUCCAGGUACGAGGGGGAGUUUGUGCAGGGCAAGUUCAACGGCGUCGGCGUCUUCACCCGCUGCGACAACAUGACCUUUGAGGGCGAGUUCAAAGGCGGGCGUGUGUACGGCUUUGGUCUCCUGACCUUUCCCGACGGCUCCCACGGGGUGCCCCGUAACGAGGGCUUCUUCGAGAACAACAAGCUGCUGCGGCGGGAGAAGUGCCCGGCCGUCAUCCAGAGGGCCCAGGGCGCCUCCAAGUCUGCCCACAACCUGACAGCAUGACGGUGCCCCGUGCCCCCCUCCCACUGCAGUGGGGACCUCCCCACCGGGCACUGG